Messenger RNA from Anolis carolinensis (green anole), 12968 nucleotides. RefSeq names its product sterile alpha motif domain containing 4A (gene samd4a). Gene Ontology annotation, biological process: negative regulation of translation; regulation of mRNA stability; nuclear-transcribed mRNA poly(A) tail shortening. Lineage: Eukaryota; Metazoa; Chordata; Lepidosauria; Squamata; Anolidae. Gene Ontology annotation, cellular component: P-body. The transcript has 12 exons. Gene Ontology annotation, molecular function: translation repressor activity; mRNA binding; protein binding. The record is from RefSeq and is a predicted model, not a curated record. The coding region runs from base 4 to 2151 and encodes 715 amino acids.
ACCAUGAUGUUUCGAGACCAGGUGGGAGUUUUGGCAGGUUGGUUCAAAGGCUGGAACGAGUGCGAGCAGACCGUGGCCUUGCUUUCCCUGUUGAAAAGAGUGAGCCGGAGUCAGGCCCGAUUCCUCCAACUCUGCCUUGAGCAUUCCCUGGCUGAUUGCACAGAGCUGCACGUUCUGGAAAAUGAAGCCAACAGCCCUGGAAUCAUUAACCAGUGGCAACAGGAAUCCAAGGACAAAGUCAUUUCUUUAUUGUUAACUCACCUGCCUCUGCUGAAGCCCGGGAACGUGGAGGCCAAGGGGGAGUACAUGAAGCUGCUGCCCAAGAUCCUGGCCCACUCCAUCGAGCACAACCAGCACAUCGAGGAGAGCCGGCAGCUCCUCUCCUACGCCUUGAUCCACCCGGCCACCUCGCUGGAGGACCGCAGCGCCUUGGCCAUGUGGCUCAACCACUUGGAGGACCGCACCUCCGCGGCAUCGGCCGCGGCGUCCGGCACCUUCGGCGGCCAGGCCAGGGGACGCUCCGACUCGGCGGAUUACGGCCAGGCGCAUUACUACCACCAAAGACAGAACUCGGACGACAAGCUGAACGGCUGGCAGAGCUCCCGGGACUCGGGCAUCUGCAUCAACGCCUCUUCCAACGCCUGGCAGGAGAAGAGCCUGGGCUGCGAGAACGGCCACUUGCCCCUCUACUCCUCCUCCUCCGUCCCGGCCACCAUCAACACCAUCGGGACCGGAACGGGCACAAUUCUCUCGAGCCAGACCCACCACAGCCCCUUGAAGCGGUCUGUGUCCCUUACCCCGCCCAUGACCGUCCCCAACCAGCCUCUUGGGCACGGAUGGAUGUCUCAUGAGGACUUGCGAGCGAGAGGACCGCCCAGCCUCCCUUCCGACCAUGCCCCCCUGUCUCCUCAAAGCAGUAUAGCCUCCUCGGGAAGCGGUGGGAGCGAGCACUUAGAAGACCAGACCUCCGCCCGUAACACAUUCCAGGAAGAAGGGAGUGGAAUGAAAGAUGUUCCUGCCUGGCUCAAAAGUCUGCGCCUCCACAAAUACGCUGCCCUUUUCUCCCAGAUGACCUACGACGAAAUGAUGGCCCUCACCGAGUGUCAGCUCGAGGCUCAAAACGUUACCAAAGGCGCGAGGCACAAAAUCGUGAUCAGUAUCCAAAAGCUAAAAGAGAGGCAGAACCUCCUCAAGUCCCUGGAACGGGACAUCCUGGAAGGUGGCAACCUCCGCGUCCCUCUCCAAGAGCUCCACCAAAUGAUCCUCACCCCGAUCAAAGCCUACUCUUCUCGGACCUCGGCCGGGGACGGACACGGCCGGGACCCGGAGUCCCGCCGCCCCACGUCUCUCAUCGUCUCCGACGGCCACGGUCCAGACUGCAAGGACUCCGCUUCCGGGGGGCUGCACCACCAUCCGCACUUGCCGGGCUGCGAGGGCGAAUCCGGAGGCAUCCCUCUGGCCGAAGGAGACAUCCCGGGGCAGUUCACGAAGGUGAUGGGGAAAGUGUGUACUCAGCUUCUUGUCUCCAGGCCAGAUGAGGAGAACAUAAGUUCCUAUCUACAGCUCAUCGACAAAUGCCUAAUCCAUGAGGCGUUUACCGAGACGCAGAAGAAACGGCUGUUGUCAUGGAAACAGCAGGUGCAAAAACUCUUCAGGUCUUUCCCUCGGAAAUCCAUCCUCGACCUCUCGGGAUAUCGGCAGCAAAGAACCCGAGGUUUUGGCCAGUCGAACUCCUUACCGACAGCGGGCUCUGUAGGUGCAGGAAUGGGCCGGCGGAACCCGCGCCAGUUCCAGAUCCCGACCCGGAACCUCCCCACUUCACGGCUGGGGCUCCUGGGACCCACCAGCCUUUUGGGGGCCACGCAGCGCAACUCGGCCGCCAACCCCACCAUCCUCAAGCAAGGGAGACAGAACCUUUGGUUUGCAAACCCCGGCGGAAGCAACAGCAUGCCCAGCCGGACUCACAGCUCAGUCCAGAGGACGCGUUCGUUGCCGGUCCACACCUCUCCGCAGACGAUGCUCAUGUUCCAGCAGCCAGAGUUCCAGGUACCAGUGACAGAACCUGAUAUCAAUAACAGGCUGGAGUCCUUGUGCCUCAGUAUGACAGAACAUGCCCUGGGAGAUGGUGUGGACCGGACCUCAACAAUCUAGAAGCCAGAGAAGCGUCAGCGCUGGCCGUGGGAAGGAUUUGGCUGCUGGACCAGUGGGAAAUGUUGAUGAUGAAUCCCGGGACGUGGAAAGGAAGGACCCUUGGAGAAGCCUCGCCGCCUUUUCAUUGCUCUUUCCUCCUUCCCUUCUCUCUCCGUCUCCAUCUCCGUCUCCUUUCCUUUCUCCCCCUUUGCUCUCAUUUCGUGAAAGCGUUGUUUAGCUUAACCGGUAUGUCGUCCAAAACAUAAAAAGUGGGCUCUUCUGGGGAGGAUUUUUUGGGAUGGAGAGCAUACAAGGCCCGGCAUCUUAGGGGCGAGAGAAUACGCUGGCGAGCCUCCGGUGGGAAUAGGGAAUGUCAAGAGGAAAGCCUUUCUCUUUCUCCUUUUGCAUCAUUAUAAAACAAAAGAGACUUUUACGUAUAUUGCUAAGAAGAAGGGAGGAACGCGUUGACUGGCUGUAAAUACGCACCGCAUUUUCGCCGACGUUCAACCCUGCGAUUGGAGCCGGGCUUUGUGUUUUGGGGAAGGGAGAGGUGCAAAUGAAAGAGCAAGGAAAAAGGCCGUUUCCCUUCCCAAAAAGAGUGGCUUUGGGUUUUGUGCACUUGUUUACACGGCGGUAGGUGGGUGGGUGUGUAGCAAAGGCUGUGUUGGGUGUGCUGCGCGCUCCUCCUGCAGCCUUUUCUCUUCUUUGCUUUGGGGGCGAAGGAAGCAUUGCGAUGGGUUUGCCCCCCAAAGAACCGCAAUCCCACUCCCUGCUGCUCUGGGUUUUAUUGUCCGUGUCCCGAAUCCACCUGCCGUGUUCAUAUGCAAACCUGUAAAUGUGUGUAUGGCUGAAAUAUCCUGCAGGACGCUGGGACAGACAGCAAAAUGCAAGGAAGGGGUCGGACGAGGCCCUUUGGCUUUUGGGCAGGAAUUUGCUGCCAGUUGCAAGGAUCCCGGGAGAGCCUUGCUUGGCUCCUCUCCCUGUCGUAAAAGAGUCUUUUGCAUGUUAUCUGUGUGAGUGUGUGUUUUUACUUCCUCCUCCUCUUCUUCCUCUCCCGAGACACUUUCUCUCCUGCUUUUUCUUCUUGUUGUUGUUUUCUUCCCCUUCUCCUCUUCUUCUCGUUGUUUUGUCCCAUUAGCCUCCUAGCCAUAGGUUUUGCCUAUUAAAAUAAGAACUGCCAAGCUGCUGCUUCUUAAAAAGGACCUCGAGCCCCAGUUUAGUUUUUUGUUUCUUGAGUAAAGAAAGGAGUUAAGAAACGUUGCAGAGCAGACGGAGGAGAAGUUGCAGGCAAGGUUUUCUGUUCCUUGGGUUGUGUUUGUGUAUCUGAGUGCAUGCAAGUGUGGGCAAAGAAGGGUGGGAGGGAAAGAGUGGGAGAUUUUAUAAUGAAGUAUCUUACAUUUGGGACUUGGCCCUACUGGUCUCAUAUCUUAGGAAGAAGUGGGCAUGUUAAGGAUGCAUGUUGGGGAGAACAGAAGCAUACCAACUUUGGGUUUGCUUUCCUCCUGAGUUUGACACAGUUAUGCAAAACCAGAAGUGUCAGGGAGCAAGUGGGCAACCCCACUCCAGGAACGGCUUCCUAGACUUCUACGAUUUCAUUUAUGGGCUUUCCAUAAAGCCAUCAGGAAUGAAAAUUAUACCCUCCUUCAGGUAUUGGGCUGCAAUCCUCAACAGUCCUGGUAAACUGAACCUAAAGGGUGAAGGAUGCUGUGAGUUGCAAUCCCACAUUGUCUGGAGGGUGACACGAUUCCUACCCCUGGACUAGGGAGAUGCACCACCUACAUCUCUUUCUGGAGAAACAUUAGGACAACUGGUGCAAACUAGAAGCAAUCCUUGAACUUGUAGUGGUGGCACAGAAAAGGGAGAUUUUUCCUUUGACCAGUUGGAUUGCCCUGUCUGGGUACAUAGCAGUGUGACCAUAUUCUUCUUGAAGGAUAUAGUGUCCAGAUUUCAGACCAUGUCUGUCCAGAUAGGAAUAGAGUAAUAUUUUUUGCUUCCCUGGCACUGUAUUCCUAUUAAUCCAGCAUAAAAUCGCAUUGACUUUUUAAAGUUGUUGCAUCACACUGCUGACUUACACCCAGCCAGUGUUCUGCCUUGGGUGAUGAGCAACACCUGCUGAAAUUCCCACUUUUGCGUGACCUCUAAGGCCCCUUCUACACUGCCAUACAAUUUGGAUUAUCAAAGCAGAUAAUCCUCAUGAUCUGCUUUGAACUGGAUUAUAUGAGUCUGCACUGCCAUAUAAUCCAGUUUAAAGCAGAUACUCUAUAUACUCAAGUAUAAGUCUAGUUUUUCAGCCCUUUCUUAGGGCUGAAAAAGCUCCCGUCAGCUUAUACUCGAGUGAGGGUCCUGGGCAGCUUCUAUUCAGAUUGGCUUAUACUUGAGUAUAAAGGUAUUCAGAGUUGGACAGUCUUAUUUUAUUUUAUUUUUUUCAUGUCAGGAGCAACCGGAGUUGCUUCUGGAGUGAGAGAAUUGGCCGUCUGUAAGGACGUUGCCCAGGGGAUGCCCGGAUGUUUUGAUGUUUUACCAUCCUUGUUUUGAUGUUUUACCUUCUCUCAUGCCCCCGCAUGGAGCUGGAGCUGACAGAGGGAGCUCAUCCGCUCUCUCCCCGGGUAGGAUUCGAACCUGGCAGCUUUUAGGUCAGCAACCCAACCUUCAAGUCACGAGGCUUUUAUCCCCUAGGCCACCGGAGGCUCCGUCUUAUUUUAUUAAAGUCUUAUUAUUAUCUUCAGUUUAUAUAAAUAUUCAAAAACAUUUAACCUACUGAUGCCUCAAAUCAUGCAAUUUUAUUAAUAUCUAUUUUUAUGUUUGAAUUUGACCCGUAGCUGCUGCAUUUCCCACCUUCGUCUUAUACUCGAGUCAAUAAGUUUUCCCAGUUUUUGUGGUAAAAUUAGGUGCCUUGGCUUAUAUUUGGUUCGGCUUAUACUCGAGUAUAUACGGUAAUCUGGAUUUUAUAUGGCAGUGUAAAAGGGGCCUAAAGGUAAAAAGGUUUGUCUCCAGUUUUCAGUCUGGUUGCCUUAAUGGUAAGAGAUAGAAGUGGUUGCGCUGUAUCUUGUCUGCUUGGCAUUGCCCACCAUGCAGCUGAGCCCAUUAUUCUGAGGGUAAUUUUGGAAAGAGACCUUUACUUCAGAGCCAGUGUGAUGUAGUAGUUUGCGGCCAAGCCGGAAUCCGAACCCAGCUCCGGAGACUAAGGUUCAAAUUCCUGCUUAGCCUCGGAAACCCACCAAGCGAGCUAGGGCAGAUCACGUGCCUCGUGAUAAAAAAGGUAAAGGUUUUCCGUGACGUUAAGUCCAGUCAUGUCCGACCCUGGGGUUGGUGCUCAUCUCCAUUUCUAAGCCGAAGAGCCGGCGUUGCCCGUAGACACCUCCAAGGUCAUGUGGCCGGCAUGACUGCAUGGAGCCCCUCGUGAUAGGGUUGUCAUAAAUUGAAAACAACUCAAAGGCACACAACAAACAGCCCUUAAGUGAGCAUAACAAAUGGAACAGUCCCAGAAACCAUGUUAAGGCGUUUGAGGUGAGAAUGCAAAAAGUACACAGAAGGAAAGUUUGUGGAUUUGGAAAGUUUGUGGAUUCAGAGAUUCCACUUCUCUCGCCACCCCACCCGUGAAGCAACCAGAGGACGCGUAGUCUCAGAAGGGUGGGACGUGGCCUUCCUGCGCCAAAGAGCCACGCAGGAGGGAAGGGUAAACAAAGCCGGCUGAGACAGCAGCCCUCUUUUCUCAAUCAGACGUUUGUCCGGAGCCGUGUUUGUGCUGGAAGGCAGACACUGCGGCCUUUCUCUGGACCUGGCAGGCAGCGCCGGUGCCGGAGGCCAGGAGGGGAAGCCAGCAAGCGGGCCGGCUCUCCUUUGACUCCUCCGCGCAAGGUCCCCACGCAGGUGGGCCGAGGAAAAAGGGAGCCAUCAGCUCUGGUUACGCGCUGCAGACAGUCUCGCCUUUCUGCCGCUGUUCUGUGCUUUGCGACUUCCGCUUGGCCACGUUGUAAUCGAGCCCCGAGUCCAGAAUGCCUUCGAAGGCUGACUCUGUCCAAAACUAGGAGGAGAUGUGAAGCCACGUAGGAGACUCCUGGAACUCUUUUAUAAGAUUCGCUUCGGGGUAAAUGCAGGGUCUGAGGCGCUUUUAUUAUUUGUGGUUACCUGGAGGUGGAAGAGAACACCUCUUUCUCACAUGCACAAGUUACUGGGAAAAAGGAGGCAUGAGUAGAGGUCGCAAAAACUCCAUGCCGUGUGCCAAUGUUUCCGUCUUGGCCUUGUAAAAGAUGUGCCAUUGCCACCUAGAGGAAUAUAUUGCUUUAAAAUAAAAUCAUAGAAUAAUAGAGUUGGAAGAGACCUCAUGGUCCAUCCAGUCCAACCCCCUGUCAAGAAGCAGGAAAUUGCAUUCAACCUCUAUACUGCGUCCAAUUCCGGGCACCACAAUUGAGGGAGAUGUUGACAAGCUGGAAAGUGUCCAGAGGAGGGUGACUAAAAUGAUCAAAGGCCUGGAGAACAAACCCUAUGAGGAGCGGCUUAAAGAGCUGGGCAUGUUUAGCCUGCAGAAGAGAAGGCUGAGAGGAGACAUGAUAGCCAUGUACAAAUAUGUGAGGGGAAGUCAUAGGGAGGGGGGAGCAAGCUUGUUUUCUGCUGCCCUGCAGACUAGGACACGGAACAAUGGCUUCAAACGACAGGAAAGAAAGGAGAUUCCACCUGAACAUCAGGAAGAACUUCCUCACUGUGAGAAAGAGCUGUUCAGCAGUGGAACUCUCUGCCCCGGACUGUGGUGGAGGCUCCUUCUUUGGAAGCUUUCAAGCAGAGUUUGGAUGGCCAUCUGUCGGGGGUGCUUUGAAUGAGAUUUUCCUGCUUCUUGCAGGGGGUUGAACUGGAUGGCCUGUGAAGUCUCUUCCAACUCUACGAUUCUAUGUUUUGGAAAUUGAAGGCACACAAUCCCUGCAAAAGUGAGAAACCCCAAAACAUCAUAUUUUUCUAACUAAGAGAACAUCUCUCUAAGGAGAUUGAUCUUAGACUCACACUAUAGAGGACCUUAGAGAGGUGUCCUCUAAGUCCCCUUCUAAUCUGAUAUAUAAUCCAGGUUAUUAAAGCAGAUAAUCUGGAUUUUAUAUGGCGGUGUACAAGUUGGCCACAGAGUCAUGCUGGAGAAUCUUUAGGUUCUCCAGCAUGACUCUGUGGUCAACUUGUAGUAAGAGUUGCAUUUGAGGAUGUAGAGCAUCUUAGAACAUUUUAAUCAAACCUACAAAUGUGGAGAGUCAAAUAUAGAACUCAAUGCUGUGACAUUUUGGCACAUCAUUGUACAAGUAAUAGAUGGUUUACAAGGACUCAUCCAAACAGCAUUCGUUUAGGGUUGGUUCUCACCAUUACAAGAACGCACUAUGCGAUAGCCAUACAGAUACUCACCAAUGUAUUAAAGUGGCAUUCUCCAUUUCGGUUUUGGUGCAGUGGAUACCCAUGUAAGAAUAAUUCCUUUAAGGAGACUUCCAAAAGUCUGCACUAAGAGACCAAAUAUUAUAAUGACCAACAACAAACUGGUUUCUUGGUCUUGUGAAGGCCCUGAGCAUCUAUUAUGGCUUCUCUGUAAGGUCUACAUCAGGCAUAGUCAAACUUGGACCCUCCAGGUGUUUUGGACUUCAACUCCCACCAUUCCUAACAGCCGAUAGGCUGUUAGGAAUGGUGGGAGUUGAAGUCCAAAACACCUGGAGGGUCCAAGUUUGACCACACCUGGUCUAUAGGUUGGAAGCUAUGCCAGUUAAACCAAUGUGAGAAACAUCAGCUCCAAAGUGUGGCAUGCCAAAAGAGUCGUGCAAAAUAUCCUAUCCAUAUAACCAUUCAUAACCCAGCUGGAUAAAACAAUGUAAUGCAAGUUAUUCUUCUCAUCCAAACUCACAAACUGUGGUAGUUCACCUUUAAACUUAUUUUCAAUUCAAGGGGGAACGAGAGUUCUCCGUACCUCAUCGACAGUCACAUUUAGUGCCAAACAUUUUGGUCUCCAUGCAGAACUUGCUGCCAUUUAUUUCUUUUGAGCUUGUAUUCAUAAAAAGAGAGAUAGAUAUAUGCGAUGACCUAUUCAAGAUGCAGUAUUUUAAAGACAUUUAAGACUUUAUUUUUUAAACAAGCAAACAAACAAAAAAGAGUGCCAAAAUAGUGUUAUUUGUUUGUUUCUCAGUGUUUACAAGAGUGUGUGAUGAACAGGAGGGAAAAGGAACAAGAAGGAAAAGAGUGGUCGUAGGAAAGGUUUGGGAAGGUGAUUUCUAAGGCAUUGACAAAGAGGUGCCUGUCCAUCAGGUUCGCUGUAAUUGCACCAAAUGGGAUUGACAUCCUGUUCAUUGCAAAAUAGUAUCGAUUGCUCCAGACAAGAGCUUGGAGAGCCUUAUUCUUGGAGAAACCUGGUGGUUAGCGAGAGACAGUUGGAGAUGGGAUUGGAUAGAGAAGCCAAGAAAAUGGCAGCGUGAAUGUUUUGUAGGAAGCUUACCCAGACUUCCUUAUCCAGGUGCCCUUUGGGUGUUUUGGACUCCAAUUCCCAUAACCUUGCAGCCAAUAUCUGGAGAAUUAUGGGAGUUGGCAGUCCAACAUUCCUGGAUGGCACCAGGUUGAGAGAAGCCGAACUAUGCAGUGUUAUUUAGUGCAGGAAUCUUGGGGAAAAGGGGGGGAUAGAAAAGGAAGAUGUUUCUCAAAGUAAUUACAAAUCUGAAAAACCUAUUUAUUCCUUUCACUUAUAACAAAAAAACAGAGUUUAUCUGAGUAUUGAGAUAUAUUAUUUUGGAUAAAAGAAAUAGACCUAUAAAUUGCUAUGGCUGGUAACCAUGAUAAAGCCCCCGAUAUUAGCAACCGUUUUCUUUUCUUUUCCUUUCUCUUCUUUCCCCUCUUUGAAUAUGCAUCUUUUUUUUUUCCAUUGACAGCAUGUAUGUACAUUGUUGUCUGGGUGCAUGUCUGUGUGUAUGUGUGUAUGUAUUUUUUUUGUUUCUGUUUCGUGCGUAAGCAAAAGGGGCUUCCCGUACGUAUUUUUUUAAGAAGCCCACUUAAAUUCCCUCUUAAACCCUGUAUUGACUGCAGGUAGAUAUUAACACAGAGCUAAGAAACAAAACGACAACCAGAAGUAAUCUAAGAGUAAAUCUAUUUAUAAGAGAGAGAAAAAAAAUGCAUGCAAAAGGUCAUGGAUGAAGUCAAAUGUUUAGUAUUUAAAAAAACAAACAAAGUGGCAGUGCCUUUCGUUUUUGUAUUUUUCCCAUUUAUCGCCAAAUGCAACUGUUUUAUAUUAAGCAAUUAUAUGAUAAGUGUCAGAACAAAAUGCGAAAUAUUUCACUACAUAGAAAUGUGUGGAGUUCUAUAUUUUUCUUUCUUUCUUUCUUUCUUGCUCUCAUUACCAGAGUGUGUCAAGGUGGUUUUCUCAGGCUUGUUCCGCCAGAGGCAACUUUUUUCUAUGCGAUUAUCACGUAGGACAUUUAUAUUGGUGCUUUUUUGUCUUAUUUUUAGUGGUUUAUGACAAUUAUUGGAUGGGGAAAUGCAAAUAGAUCCAUGUCACUGGACUGAGGCUGUGGCAGAGAGGGAGGAGGCAAGGAUACCUGGCUUUUAAGGCUUUGUUUGGGGACUAGUUUUGGGAGGGGAGAGCUGAGCAGAGCAUCGUAAAGGUUGGGGAUAUUUUUCCCGCUCUUGCACUGUGAGACCGUCUACACUGCAACGCGAACCAGUCUGGCCUUUCCAAGUGGCCUUGGCCGUGUUUCCACACCGCAGAAACAAAACUGUACCAUCUACAGGUCUGAGCAGCACUUCCUCGGUUGGAGACUGAACCGAUUGCUUAGAGAACUUAUUUUGGAGGAUGGAAAGCAACUGCCAUUCGGGACAUUUCAGCAGUAGCAUUUGGAUGCCUUCAUGAAGCUUGUCUUGCUGUGACUGAUGUUGAUCCAUCAGGAUGAAACCAACCGGGGCAACCUCUCCGAAAUAGCUACAUCCAUCACCAAACAUGCCAGAAGCCUACAGACUUGGCCCUGAAAAGGAUGGCUGGUUGUUCUAGUCAAGGUGCUUUGAGAGGACUGGUUUCUGAACAUCUCUACUUGAAUCCAUUCUUGGCUGAUCCAGGAGAUGAUAGAAUCCUAGAGUUGGAAGAGACCCCAUGGGCCAUCCAGUUCAACCCAUUUUGUCAAGCAGGAAAACACAAUAAAAACUCUCCCAACAGAUAGCUAUAUAGCCUCUGCCUAAAAGCCUCCUGAAGACUCCCAAGCAGCAUAUUUUACUACCAAACAACUCUUGACCAUCAGAAAGUUCUUAAUAUUUAGGUGGGAUCUCAUUUUCCUGCCAUUUGAACCCAUCACUGUAUUGUUUCCUAGUCUCCAGAGCAGCAGAAAACAAGCUUGCCCUUUUCUCCUCAAUGAGAUAUCCUUUCCAAUAUUUAAACAUGGCUAUUGUGUCCCUUUAAACUUCCCUUCUCCAGGCUAAACAUUUCUAACUCUCUUAAGGUGUUCACUGUUUCCAGUCCUUUGAUUAUUGUGGUGACCCUUUUCCAGAUACGUUCCCUCUUCUCCGUAUCCUUGGUUUGUCCCAGAACUGGACAUAUCUUCAAGGGUAUCAUGAAGAAGAUGAAGAAAGCUUAUUUUCUGCUGCUUUAGAGACUGAUGUAUUCCACCUACAAGAAAAGAUAGUCCCAUCUAAACAUUUGGAAGACCUACUGCAGAUAAUCAUGUAUUAAGUCUGGAAAUUUUGUUGGAAAACAGCCCAUGAAACCUGGGUUGACUUAUCCAAUGGUUUGCUAUGAGUUAUGGUACUCCUAGGAACCAUCUCUAUGUAUAGUAGCAAAAGGUGAGAACUUUGUCCCUGGAGAACCUGAAAGGACCAUCAGAUUGUUCUACUCUCACCAUUACCAGCUUUCUUCUCUAUGCAGAAUGACCCUCGACUUAUCCAUGGGUCAAUUAAAAACCCAUAAUCUUUGCGCCACAAACCUAUCCAUGAACUUACAAGUAUCGAUGGCACUUCACCAUAAGAGGUGUUUGAUAGUAGAAUAGACUGCCUUGAAAGAAAGGUGGUAGCCUCCUUCUUUGGAAGUCUUUUCAACCAAGUUUGGAUGGACAUCUUUCAAGAGUUGGACUGAGGUUGGACUAAUAGAACCUUGGAGUCUCUCCGCACACGGUGCUUCUAAGCUACAUAGGAAAGGAAAGGACUUCACUCCUUGUAUCUUGAACAUUAUCAGACAUUCAAGCCUUGGGAUUAGGCAGAAGGCUUGGAUUCAUCAAGGCUGGAGUAUGAACUCGAUGGCAAAGGAGUCCCAAAAAUGCUGCUUUAUGUUCUCAACUGGUUGGUGGGUUUCAUCCAAGGUGCGCAGAAUCUGCCACAUGGUUUAUUUUGCUCUCAGAAACGAUUUCCGCAAACUCCGUGAACUCUCCUUCUCCCGCGGCCUGGCAGUGCCUUUUCUCUCUCCUUUUCCUGGACGGGGCCCAAGGGAGAACGAUGCUGAGGAAAACAAGCCUUUUCUUUUGAGGUGUCGUUCCCUGCUCCUGUUCGGCCCAAGCGAGCUGCUAUAAUCCCAACCCGAAGCCAAGAAGAUGCGACGGCAAGGCGUUUCCGAAAUCAUCAAAGGAAGAAGAGGUUGCUUUCCAACUCGGUCGAAUCUUGCUCCGUGAAUGAGCAAACAAAUUGUGUUGGACAUAUGGAUCUGUUAGCAGUUUGUAUUGUGGCUACCUAUAGAAUUAGGUGCCGCUCCGAAGACCCACCUUUCAAUCCCACCUUCUGUAUUUUGCUGGUCAACUUUUUCUCCAUAAAUUUCCAUACGGUCAUACAAAAGUUCUCGUCUUCUCCGAAAGGUAAAUACAACGCAACGUCAUUUCGUUAUGCCUUGGGGCUCCUUUGUGUUACUUUGUGUUCCAAGGGGCAAGGCGAAACGGCAUCACGUCUAUGCCCUAAAUGUGUCCCCAAAAACUAGAGGUUUUCUGGAGCAUUAGCGUUGUAAUUAACGUCCACAGCUUUGGAGGUUUUUCUGGAUGCGCCUCAUGCCAAGAAGUCGACAGAACAGAUAGAUCUCGAAAGGAGGGAGUAUAAUUUUGCACACAGCUACGAUUUAAAAAAAACACUAAAGUUGCUUUUAUAUUCAAGUCAUCCGAGUUUGCGAAGUGAGUUUUAUUUUAUUUUUUUUGUAUUCCUUUACUUAAAAAAAAAAAGAAGAAGCAAAAAGUGAAUGUGUAUUCCUCUGGGAGGAAUGGCAAGAAAAUAGGAAUGUUCAUAAAUGUUUAAACACAACACAAAACAAAAGAACAGCCCAGAAAACAUCCUCCCUUAUUAAUAUAUAACCCUCCCUUAUGUAUUUAUGCCUACUGUAAGCAAAUGAAAAAAAAAAGAGCUUGGAUUUCCAUUCUGUUGCAUGCCAGCUUUCGGCAAAAAAAAUGCCCUCUGUUGUACAUGCAUGCAUUUUUAGCCUUGACUUUUCCUUUUUUUUCCCCUCUUAUUAUUAUUUUGUUUUUUGGGGGGUUGCGGCGGGUGUAUUUUCCCCUGUAUAAAAUUAGUGCACAAAGAAAUAUUUUUGCCUAGUUAUUGUUGCUAAGCAAUGCAUAUUUUUAAAAAAAGAAAAUUUGCCAUAUAUGGAAAUUAGCAUGUUUGUUUACACGUAAUCGGCUUCUUGAGUAUUACGGAAGGAGGAGUCGGGGCGCAAGGAAGAUGGAUCCUUUAAACGUUCAAGGAGUCUGUAAUUUCUUUUGCAAGUGUACAGUUUUCAAAUUGUCGUUCUUACUGGUGAAACACCCUUGUGAUUUCAACUUGCUACAAACAUAUAUUUAUUAUUCGUUCUCCUCCCGUGUAAGUAGUAAUCAUUUGCCUAUGUUUCAUAUCAACGUUAUAUUGAAAGUGAAGGGAGAGGAUUAAUACAAGAUUUUGUAACA